AUGGAAAUAUCGAUAUUUUACAGUGAUAGUGAUGACAGUGAUUUGGAGGUGCUGGCUCAAUUAUCCGAUUGGGAUACUGAUAGCGAAUCUGAAGAUAGACACCGCGCUUCUUCACGAAAAAUUAGAAGGUUGAACUACAUGCAGAGUCUGGAUGAUGCCGAGUUCAUGUUUAGGUUUAGGUUAUCCAAACCUGCUUUCAAUUCGCUAUUAAUAAAAUUGAUGCCGUUUAUUCGUGUAACCUCCACAAGGAACAAUGGGGUUUCGCCACUUCAUCAACUUUUAUUGACAUUACGAUUUUAUGCGUUAGGCACGAUGUUAAUUUCUGUAGCGGACUUUGUUGGAGUAUCAAUAUCCACAGCAGGGAGAAUAGUUCGUGAUAUAUCAUCAGCAAUUGCGAACUUAUAUGAUGAAUACGUUGUAAUACACCAACAAAGUGCUGAAAAAUUCUACCAUAUUGCAGGAUUUCCUAGAGUUUUAGCUGCAAUUGAUUGCACUCAUAUACGAAUCCAAUCGCCAUGUCAUGUAAUUGGUGAAGAGUUUAGGAAUCGUAAAGGUUACUUUUCCUUAAAUGUCCAGGCAAUCUGUGAUGCUGAUUUAAAAUUCAUGAAUGUGAUUGCCCGUUGGCCAGGCUCGACACAUGAUGCCACAAUAUUUAACAACUCAAUUCUCAGAGCUCAAUGUGAUGCAGGUCUGUUUGGUAACCGUUGGAUGCUUGGUGACAGUGCUUACCCAAACAGGCCAUAUUUACUAACACCUCUUAUAAAUCCUGUUACUGAAGCUGAACAGCGCUAUAAUGAAGCACACAUAAAGACUAGGAAUAUUAUUGAAAGAACGUUUGGUGUCUGGAAGCGUCGCUUCCCUGUUGUGGCAUUAACACUGCGUUUAUCAUUGCCUAAGGUUCAGGCAAUAAUAAUUGCUACCGCAGUGUUGCAUAAUAUUUGUAGGAACCACAACUUAGAGGAAGUUCCUUCAGAAGUGGAGCUGCCAAUAGUGGAAAUAAAUGAAGAUAUGUACUUUUCGGAAGUUCAAGAUGUCAGUGAAAGAGCAGCACUUGUAAAUAAUUUUUUUAGAUAA
This is a messenger RNA of Parnassius mnemosyne (clouded apollo), 1074 nucleotides long. NCBI's taxonomy places the organism in Eukaryota, Metazoa, Arthropoda, Insecta, Lepidoptera, Papilionidae. The record is from the annotation of a GenBank genome assembly.